Molecule: messenger RNA, 3363 nt
Organism: Podospora anserina S mat+
Lineage: Eukaryota; Fungi; Ascomycota; Sordariomycetes; Sordariales; Podosporaceae
Exons: 1
Coding region: 1-3363 (1120 amino acids)
Molecular function (GO): ATP binding; ATP hydrolysis activity
Source: RefSeq, a predicted model, not a curated record
AUGCACGGAUGGUCGAAUAUCCAGCUCGAUUUGGACACCAAGGAUGCCAUCGCCCAGUUGAUUUACCAGGCAACAGGGACUAUUUCGUCCCAUAUCCGGUCUGGAAUCCUCGCAACUGUCAAAGUCGGCGGUGCUCUACUCUACGGCCCCCCAGGGACAGGCAAGACUCAUCUAGCAAGAGUGCUGGCCCACGAGCACGAGCUGGUCAUGAUUUCGGUAUCUUCGGCCGACAUUGAGUCGAGUCGUGUGGGUGAAACAGAAAAGACCAUCCAAAACCUCUUUAGUCUAGCUCGCAAACUCCAUCCAAGCAUCAUUUUCAUCGACGAAGCGGACUCCCUCCUAAAGCGCAGGGAACCACACGACCACACGUGGGAGCGUGCUCGACUGAACCAAUUCCUUGCCGAAAUGGAUGGUCUCAAACAGGACAUGAACUCGCCGUUUGUUAUCCUGGCCACCAACCUUCCACAAGCACUUGAUGACGCCGUUCUCCGUCGCGUUCCUGCAAGAUUGUUCAUGGGCUUACCGCGGGCGCGGGCGAGGCGAGAGAUUAUUGCAAUCUGCCUCCGCGAAGACGUUGUUGCAGACGACGUGAACGUUGAUGACCUUGUACGACGCACCAAGGGUUAUACAGGCUCCGACCUGCAUACUCUGUGUGUCCAGGCUGCUUUGAUCUCAGCGGCCGAAUCCCAAGCGUCGAGGUCUGUUAACAACAUGACCGGGCUUAGUAGCAUACAGCGAGUUCACUUUGAAAAGGCACUGAGACGAUCAGCACCUACGAGCACUGGACACGCACUGGCUGCGAUCCGGGAAUUUGCCAAAGCAAGCGACCCACAAGCAUUGGCUCAGUUUACAGCGCCUGACAAUGAUGAGGUAGAACAAGCAUCGACAUCGGCAGAGCCUUCGUUGCCGCGCCAGAAGACGGGAAUCACGACCGGUACAUUGACACCUCCGGAUCAAAGUAUUGACAACGUAGGAGAUUCGGGGUCUGUGACAGAGGGUGAAGCCGCUUCUGACUUUGCAUCGCCUGAGUUCGGAGUCCCAGAAGCUCCAACAUCGCAUAAAACAACCUCUGCCUUGGGGCCGCUUUACACACCCCUGAAAAGCAACAGCCGACAAAUCAGAGUGCUAUCCAUCACGCCACAGUCACCCAAAACUGAGGACAGUUGGAUAGAGUGCAGGCUUGAGACGGUCGACCUCGAUGACAUGGAGGUGUGGUACCACGAGCUGCGGACCAUACUCCAAGCAAACGAUGGCGAGUUCCCAUUUGAUGUGACCAAAACACCUCCGGCAUGGAUUCUAGCGACAGCUGCAAACGAGCUGGCCAAGGAACAACCAAAAGACACUGAGAUGCACUGGGCAUAUGUUUUGGAAAAGUUCAACUCGAUCCCUGAGCUGAAGACGUUGAAAUCAGACGUACCAUUCGAAAGGUUGACAAGAUGGAAGGAGUUCGCUCCGAGAUAUGAAUGGGGGGACUACAUAGCUAUGAGUUAUACCUGGGUGAGCACUGUCAUCAUCGUCAGCUAUGCGGUAUUCACGCUGACACCUUUAUCUCAGGGACCUCCCGAACCUUCUCACACCAUCUUGGUGAAUAAUCACGAGGUACAAGUUGGUGGCAACCUUUACCAGAUGCUCUUGAGGCUCAGUAAGUCAGUAGAGGUCAAACAGUCACAUCUCAAGGUCUGGAUUGAUGCCCUCUGCAUCAACCAAAAUGACGACAAAGAAAAGGAGACCGAGGUGCAAAAGAUGGAUGUGAUAUACAGCAUGGCUCUGGCAGUUCGAGGGUGGAUAGGUACCCCGUCCUCGGCAACACCAGGGUCCCGUUUUGACACCGCUUACACAUUGGUGCGACAGUGGUUCAGUCAGCAUCAGGGAAUCCCCAAGUCUUACAUUUCCGACCCCACACUAUACCCUCAGUCACUACUUCGGUCGUUGCGAACUGUGGCCUUUGAGCUCAUCAGACUGCCGUACUGGAGUCGCACUUGGAUCACACAGGAGAUUGCGCUCGCUAAUUCUGUUUGUUUUUGGUACGGUGAUGACUACCUCUUUGUACCCGGAGAGAUAAAGCGAGCGCUCGAACCGUUUGUCGACUUUAGCUCGGCACUCAAUCAGCCAUCAGACUUGCACUUUAUGUGGGAUGACGGUGAGCUUGACUCCAGCUCUGAUCUCCCCUCGAUCCAGGAACAACGGAUGUUGUCUCAGCACGUCCAUCGAAUCUUUGUCAAGUUUGACCUUCGGGAGCUCCCCAGGGUUAAUAACACCGGACUUCUCAUCACGAUUUUGACUUUGGCCCAAGCAUCCGCCGCCACCGAUUUGCGCGACAAAGUCUAUGGGACACUGGCCCUGCUCCCCCUCUCCAUCAGAGACAGUGUCAAACCCAGCUAUGCAGAGUUUUAUGCGGCACUCGAUGCUUACGCAGACUUUGCUAAAGCCUGUAUCCUCGGCCUGGGCGAUCUAUCAAUAUGGACCUACCUAACCCGGUUACAGCCCCGUCCAGGGGGUAGCUCUCUACCGAGCUGGGCCAUCGAUCUCAGUAGUGAGGCGGACGAUGCUUUGGUUCAAGAACGUACGACCCCACCAUCACGUCCUGGUUCCCGCUUCAACGCCAACGCGGGAAAACAACAAUGUCCUGCCUUUUCUCACGACGGACGCAUCAUGUAUUGCGAGGGACUGAUCAUCGACUCCAUUGACACGUUGACGAUGUCGCCCUCGCGCGCAAGGGAAAUCACAUUACAGGAUUCGUAUUUCAACCCGUUGUCUUCAGUGACCAACCCCCCCGCUGCCCCGUCGAACAUGCCCAACGAAGAUGCCAGGACGGCUUUAGCACGCGUGCUGCACGCAGAACCCGAGUAUGACAUAUCCAAUCCAAGCUGUCUCCUCAAUCUGGCCUGGGGUCUAAAGGAAGAUCGUCCGCCAGACGGGCUCAACUGGCAAAGACUGGAAGCCAACAUCAAGGACGCUUCUGAACUAGCUCACGCCCACAUGUCCUUGUUGUGGUGGCGCGCCCUUCUCCAUGCCAACUUCGACUUUAUGAUCAAAGGGUGCCCACUGCACAGCUACUUUUCUUCAGGUGCGGCACAAGAGUUCCAACCACACGAGUACACGUACCAGGAUCUAUCUCAGACAUCUUAUCGAAGACUUUGCAUGACUUCAAAUGGUCGGGUUGGGAUGGUGCCAGGUCUGGCCCAAGCCGGCGACAAGAUUGUCGUUCUCUUUGCUUGCCAAAAGCCGGUGGUGGUUCGCCCCAAGGGGAAGCAUUACGAGUUCAUCGGCACCUGUUUUGUGGACGGGCUCAUGAGGGGGGAGGCCGUGGCUGAUAUGGAAAGCGGGGGCAAGCUCAAUCCUGAGAUGAUUUCUUUUUGUUAG